AUGUUUAUAGAUUCAUUAUUUACCCGGAAAAAUGAAUCUUCUGAAUUCUUUCCUGAAAACGUUUGCUUGAGGCUUUUGCAAGGACUAGAAAAUCAAAAUUUUCAUCUUUAUAUAUAUAACUGAUAUAAUUCAAUACCAUUGCUAUUGAAAUUGAAAGAAUUUGGAAUUGAAUGCACUGGCACAAUAAAACAAAAUCGAAAAUAUCUUCCGAAGGACUUCAAAAAGAUUAUUGCAGGAAUAAAUCAAAGUGAAUAUCUGUUUAUAAGAGCAGAUCAGAUACUUUUAUCUUGUUGGCAUGACAAAAGGAUGGUUGUUUGUGCAGUUAAUUCAGGAAGAUCAGCUAUAAUCACAAAGAAAAGAGGCAAAGAUGAAAUCAUUACAAUUCCAGAAAUUAUUGAACACUAUAGGCAGUUUAUGAUAGGUAUUGAUAUGUUCGACCAAAAUAAAACUGUAAUAAAUCAAGCAAUUUCAGGAAUGGAUUGGAUAAUAAAAAUUGAAAAUACAAAAGAAUGCAUCUUCUGCUAUUAUAAAAAAGGAAAGAAAUCAAGGACCCCUUAUAUUUGUUCAGAAUCUAAGAUACACCUUCAUCCAAAUUGCUUUUAUAGCUAUCAUAAUAAUAUAAAGAAAUUAUAG
Blepharisma stoltei is the source of this 633-nucleotide messenger RNA. The record is from the annotation of a GenBank genome assembly. Lineage: Eukaryota; Ciliophora; Heterotrichea; Heterotrichida; Blepharismidae.